Messenger RNA from Plasmodium vinckei vinckei, 630 nucleotides. Its product is annotated as vacuolar protein sorting-associated protein 2, putative. Gene Ontology annotation, cellular component: ESCRT III complex; multivesicular body. Gene Ontology annotation, biological process: endosome transport via multivesicular body sorting pathway; protein transport; late endosome to vacuole transport. The coding region runs from base 1 to 630 and encodes 209 amino acids. The transcript has a single exon. Lineage: Eukaryota; Apicomplexa; Aconoidasida; Haemosporida; Plasmodiidae. The record is from RefSeq and is a predicted model, not a curated record.
AUGGGAGGUUACUUUUCCAAAAGCUUGGAAGAAUCUCUUAGGGAAGAAAAGCGGAAUUUAAAUCGAUCCAUAAGAGAAUUAGAAAGGGAAAUAUUUAAGUUGGAGAAUGAAAAAAAACAAAUUGAAAAAAACAUAAAGCUAUAUGCCAAAAAAAAUGAUAUAAGUCUUGUUCGAACAUUAGCAAAAGAUUUUGUAAAAGUAAAACAAACUGUUACAAAAUACAGUAAAAUAAAAUCACAUUUAUUUUCUAUGAAAAUAAAAUUACAAAGUGUUAAAUCUUCUGAACAGUUAAGUAAAAGUUUAAAUGAUAUCAAUAAAAUAAUUACAAGAGUAAAUAAAUAUAUUGAAUUAAAAAAUAUUAAUAAAUCUAUAUACGAUUUUCAAAAACAAAAUGAUGAAGUCUCAUUAAAAGAAGAUAUGCUAGAUGACCUGUUCGAUACAUUAAAUUAUGAUAUAGACAUGGCAGAGGAAGAGGAUAUAAUAGUUUCAAAAGUUUUAGAUGGUUUGGGUAUACAAAUGAAUUCAAAAUUAGAUGAAAUACCAUCGGUUAGUGAACUUAAAACUGAGCAAGUUGAAACUAACGCAAAUGUAGCGGAUUUCCAAGAAAGAAUUAACAAUUUGAAAAAGUAA